Messenger RNA from Orbicella faveolata, 1667 nucleotides. Its product is annotated as neuropeptide Y receptor type 2-like. Gene Ontology annotation, biological process: G protein-coupled receptor signaling pathway. NCBI's taxonomy places the organism in Eukaryota, Metazoa, Cnidaria, Anthozoa, Scleractinia, Merulinidae. The record is from RefSeq and is a predicted model, not a curated record. Gene Ontology annotation, cellular component: plasma membrane. Gene Ontology annotation, molecular function: G protein-coupled receptor activity.
AUUGAAAAAAAAUCGAAACCGAUUUAGAAGCUAUUUGAAUUCAUUUACUUUGUUUACAUAGAAAGUUGGUUGGUCACUGAAGCCAGAUCGACAAAGCAUAGACUUCUCAGGCGGAACAACAACUCUGCAUCCUGUUGCUUCAGUCUUGGCGGCUUCUACAACUAAUUACGAGCGAUCUGAGUCAUAAACUUUAAUUGGUGUGAUACAUUUUGUGGUUCUCAGCGAUCAGUUGUGCCGAAAAUAACAGCACGAAAACAAGGAAGAGGAACAGUUGAGCUUACACGAGGCGAUUGAGAGUGGCCAGUGCAUGAGCGAGGUUGUCAAACAAGUGAACGAUUCAUAAUUUUCGACUAACAUUCACUAGCUCGUUUGAACCAUGAAUGCAACGGUAAAAACAGAACAGAACAGAACAGACAACUUCAUUGAUGAACCAUUAGCAUCGUUCUAUGUUCGUGUUGUCUUGUUUGCCUUCAUUAUGCUAGGGAGUGUACUUGGAAAUGCCGUGGUGUGUAAAUCCAUUUUGUCGUUACCUACUCGUCAACUUCUAUUUUCUUAUUACUUGGUGACCAAUCUCGCUGUCGCUGAAACCAUCAGCUCACUUUGUUUCCCGUUCUACUUCGUUUAUGACUGGUUGAAUCAUUGGCCUUUUGGUGACGUCGCCUGUAAGCUGGUGUUUCCCAUUCAAAUGACGGCCAUGUUUGUGGAGACUUAUACGCUAGCUUUCAUUGCGGCUUACAGAUAUCGAGUGAUAGUCUCCAGUUGCCACCAGUUAGCCUCUCGUUCGCUAGCCAAAGUGUUGCUAGUACUUGGUUUGUUGUGGGUUGCCGCUUUGAUAGUUGUGCUGCCAGUUGGAGUGAUGCACGCCGAGAUCAAGCUCCCGUCUGAACAAAACCACUGUAGAGCCCUGUUCCCUGGUGAUACAUCGCAAGAUGCCUCAAGACACACUAAAUACUCUAUUGCUCGUUUCAUCGUGAGUUUUGUUGUUCCGUAUCUCAUUAUCUCGAUAUCGUACGUUGCUGUGGCUGUCAAGAUCAAAACCCACGUGACUGAGUUAAAUGCAACGCGCACAAAUGGUGUAACCGGAGAGGAUCUACCGCCUCAAAAUGGACAUGCCCGAUUCAUCGAACUAGAAACAAUGGAAGGGAAUGCUUGGGUGCAGAACGAAAACGGAAAGAAAACCAAAGCAAAACGUCAAACUGGUAAAGUUGGAUGUCCAAGGCACGCCUUGCCUCCCGUCCAAGCCGUCCGAACAAGAGAUGAUUGCAGUAGUGUCAUGAACUUCGAAGUGGACAUUCUCAGAAUGAUCUAUUUGAUCAUACUUACUUUUAUUGUUUGUUAUAUUCCUAUCCAGGUUGUGUUUAUCUACGAACAAGUAAAGGGCGGGCUAUCUGAUUGGCCAUAUUACAUUAUUGUAAGGAGGUAUGCGUUCCUUCUGACUUGUCUUCCUGGGGCAUUUCAUCCUAUUCUAUAUGGAACAAUGAGUAAAUUUUACGCUAAAGCGUUUGCUACACUGGUGUCGUGCCAUACGAAGUGAGCUGCCAUGCGUUUACACUUGAUCCCGGCAAAUUAAACCUUGCACAUAUAUCUUUUAGACCUUGGAGUAAAUUGCCAGCUACGAACUAGCGCAGAAACAAUACUUAAUUGCAAACAGUGAAGAAGGAAAUUCA